Molecule: messenger RNA, 1404 nt
Organism: Corylus avellana
Lineage: Eukaryota; Viridiplantae; Streptophyta; Magnoliopsida; Fagales; Betulaceae
Product: protein LATERAL BRANCHING OXIDOREDUCTASE 1
Source: RefSeq, a predicted model, not a curated record
CUUUUUUCUCGUUGGAACACAUGCUCUAUGAGGCACCCACCCUGUGACCCUAAAGAUUAUAUACCUCCAUAUCCAUAUACAGAGUGCUUCAUACAAGCAAGCAUGGCCGAAUCUGCCAAGAAAGAGUUGCCACCGAAAGCUGUCCAAGAGCUGGUCAUCAAUGGCGACCAACUUCCAGAAAAGUAUAUUCACAAGGGUGGCGACGGUGGAGUCCUAGAUGUUCCACUGGUCCAGAUUCCGGUCGUCGAUCUUGCUUUGCUCUCAUCUUUCUCAACCAGCACAGAAGAGCUCCUGAAACUUCGAUCAGCUCUAAGCUCAUGGGGCUGCUUCCAGGCAAUAAACCAUGGUAUGACAUAUGCAUUUCUAGACAAAGUUCGUGAAGCUGCGAAGCAAUUUUUCGAUCUUCCAAUGGCAGUGAAGAGAAAAUACUUGAGAGAAGUUGAUGGCAUGGAAGGGUAUGGAAAUGACAUGAUCCUCUCUGAGCAACAGACGCUUGAUUGGACUGACCGAUUGUAUCUUACUGUAAAUCCACAAGACCAGCGCAGGCUCAAGUUUUGGCCUGAAUCUCCAGAAGAUUUUAGGGAUAUUCUAGAUGAUUAUACCAUCAAGUUGGGAAAAGUAACUGAAGUAGUCCUUAAGGGCAUGGCAAGGUCACUGAUCUUAGAGGAUGACUGCUUUUUGGAGCAAUAUGGUAAACGACCAACAAUGACUGCAAGAUUCAACUACUAUGCAAAAUGUCCAAGGCCAGAUCUUGUCCUUGGGCUCAAACCACAUGCAGAUGGAUCAGUAAUCACUAUUCUCUUGCAAGACAAAGAAGUGGAAGGCCUUCAGUUCCAGAAAGACAAUCAGUGGUUUAAAGUUCCAAUCAUUUCUGAGGCCCUUCUUAUUAAUGUUGGUGAUCUAGCAGAGAUAAUGAGUAACGGAAUAUUCAAGAGCCCAGUACACAGAGUGGUGACAAACUCAGAAAGGGAGAGGAUUUCUUUGGCUAUGUUCUGCACUCCAGAACCAGAAAAUGAGAUUGAACCUGUUGAUGGGCUAGUGAAUGAGUCAAGCCCAAGAUUAUACAAGAAGACGAAAAAUUAUGUUGAUAGCUAUUUCCAGUACUACCAGCAAGGGAAGAGACCAAUUGAUGCAGCUAAGAUUUAAUUUGUGUUGUCCUAAUUUCUUGUGGUUUGUACCUAAAGAUGAUUGCAUUGGAUUUUAAUGGACAUAAUAAUGGCAACAGCUUGAUGGCAGUUGAUCUGAGGAAAUGUAACCAAAUCCUUGAGCAUCUGUGGAAAAUGUUGAGGAAGAUUUUUUUUUUUUUUUUUUGGUUUCUCUUUUAUCUUUGGAUACAGGUUAGUUUUUGUAUUUCCAACAAUUAUGGUACCAAAAAUAAGAAGAAUUUAUUCAUUUUUAUCAGAA